GGAGGCUCAAGUGGCAGAACACUAGCACAGAAGCCCAGGGACAGCCCUCAGGCCCGGAGUUCAAGCCCCAGAGCUGGCAAAAAAUAAAAACAAAACUUAAAAAAGUUUCCUUUGCAUUUCUCCACCUCUCCUAGCUAGUUGCCACCUGCCACCCUCCACUCCAGGACUUGAGACUCUUUCUCAUCUUUGAAUGUAGUGAAACUGUGCUUUCCUAAUGUGAGCUCUGUUUUAUAGAAGAGCUUGGUUAUUUCUUUACAUAAGUUAAAAAUACAUUGAAUUUCAUUAAUACAAUUUAUAGUAACUUAAAUUGCAUGGCUUCAAUUCAUUUGCCUUGUCUAUUCUGAAAUGUGUAUACCUAUUUUGAAAACAUAGAUACGGAAGCAUCAAGAAAUUUUGAGGUAGCACAGAUGGCCAUGGACACAGUGACAAACAGGAAAGAAGUAAUUUUCUGAGAGAGUGGAGGACACGAUUAUUCUCAACAUUGUUAACUCUGUGCUCUGGUUUCCACGGCAGGAAAAAUUCCUACUGGUUUAAAUUAAAAUGGAAAAAUAUGAGCAUCUAGGAUUGGUUGGAGAAGGGAGUUAUGGAAUGGUGAUGAAGUGUAGGAAUAAAGACAGUGGAAGAAUUGUGGCUGUCAAGAAGUUCUUAGAAAGUGAUGAUGACAAAAUGGUUAGAAAAAUUGCUAUGCGAGAAAUCAAGUUACUAAAGCAACUGAGGCAUGAAAAUCUGGUGAAUCUGUUGGAAGUGUGUAAGAAAAAGAAACGCUGGUACCUUGUGUUUGAAUUUGUCGACCACACCAUUCUUGAUGACUUGGAACUCUUUCCCAAGGGGCUAGACUACCAAGUUGUCCAAAAGUAUUUGUUUCAGAUUAUUAGUGGAAUUGGAUUUUGUCACAGUCACAAUAUCAUACACAGAGACAUAAAGCCAGAGAAUAUCCUCGUCUCCCAGUCUGGCGUUGUCAAGUUGUGUGACUUUGGAUUUGCCCGCACACUGGCGGCCCCCGGGGAGGCUUACACGGAUUACGUGGCCACACGAUGGUACCGGGCACCCGAGCUGCUGGUCGGCGAUGUCAAGUAUGGCAAGGCUGUUGACGUGUGGGCCAUAGGUUGCCUGGUAACUGAAAUGCUCAUGGGGGAAGCCCUAUUUCCUGGGGAGUCUGAUAUCGAUCAACUAUACCACAUUAUGACAUGCUUAGGUGAUUUAAUUCCAAGACAUCAGGAGCUGUUUUAUAAAAACCCCGUGUUUGCUGGAGUGAGAUUACCUGAAAUGAAGGAACGCGAGCCACUUGAAAGACGCUACCCUGCGCUCCCUGAGGUCGUGAUAGAUUUAGCAAAGAAGUGCUUGCACGUGGAUCCAGACAAAAGACCUUUCUGCCCUGGGCUCCUGCACCAUGCUUUCUUUCAAGCGGAUGGGUUUGCUGAGAGGUUUUCUCAGGAACUUCAGUUAAAAAUACAGAAAGAUGAAAAGAAUAUUUCAUGUAAAAAAUCCCAAACCAGAAAGAAGGAAAAGGAAAAAGAUGAUUCCCUUAGUGAAGAAAGAAAAACACUUGUGGUACAGGACACCAACAGUGAAUCCAAGGUCAAGGACCCGAAGCUGUGCCCCUUGAAAGCGCCCAGACCUGACGGAGAAAGAGUCAGCCGAGCCUCCAUCGCCAGCGGCCUCCCCGCCCGAGCCGGCCCCGCCGUCCAGAACCCCAGUUGCAGAGCGGAUGAGAAAACUAAGUAUUGCAUUCCAGUUGUGAAACCAAAUAAGCACUCUCCGACAGGCGUUUAUAACAUGAACGUGGCUACUGCCCCAGUCUCUAAUGAAAAGAGCCUCCUUCAGGCAAAUAAGAAAAGAAAAGAACACGUGAAAGCAGAUGUCCAUUUGCCUGAGCUAAACUACAGCCAUCUCCCUCAGCUGAAAGCCUUAGAAGGCAUGGCUCGAAAUUCUAGGCUAAUAAAGAAAGAGAACAGAGCUCUGUUGGAAACUCGGAUUCCUUCGCUGGCUGCCAUUGACCUGCACACCCCCAGCACUGCAGUGUCACAGCCAUCGGGACCUUUCCCGUCAGCUGAUUCAGAGGCUGAUCUGCCUCGGAUGGAACACCAGCACUGACAGUCAUCUUAAUUCUCAACAGGAUGCUGCUGUCAGCGGGGAUGAGGCCCUCUUGCAGCGGGAGUGCUGGCGUCCGGGAGGAGCGCACCCCGCGCUGCUUGUGUUUGGAUGA
Perognathus longimembris pacificus (Pacific pocket mouse) is the source of this 2206-nucleotide messenger RNA. RefSeq names its product cyclin dependent kinase like 2 (gene Cdkl2). Gene Ontology annotation, biological process: protein phosphorylation. The transcript has 14 exons. The record is from RefSeq and is a predicted model, not a curated record. Gene Ontology annotation, cellular component: nucleus. Gene Ontology annotation, molecular function: ATP binding; cyclin-dependent protein serine/threonine kinase activity. Lineage: Eukaryota; Metazoa; Chordata; Mammalia; Rodentia; Heteromyidae. Bases 541 to 2094 code for a protein of 517 amino acids.